Messenger RNA from Athene cunicularia (burrowing owl), 1600 nucleotides. It is a transcript of the gene RRAGC, whose product is annotated as Ras related GTP binding C. The record is from RefSeq and is a predicted model, not a curated record. Lineage: Eukaryota; Metazoa; Chordata; Aves; Strigiformes; Strigidae. Gene Ontology annotation, biological process: positive regulation of TOR signaling; cellular response to starvation; cellular response to amino acid stimulus. Gene Ontology annotation, cellular component: lysosome; Gtr1-Gtr2 GTPase complex; nucleus. The coding region runs from base 245 to 1192 and encodes 315 amino acids. Gene Ontology annotation, molecular function: GTP binding; GTPase activity. The transcript has 8 exons.
GCGGCGCGGGCGGGGCGGACUCCAAGCCGCGGAUCCUGCUUAUGGGGCUGCGGCGCAGCGGGAAGUCCUCCAUCCAGAAGGGACCUCCUUCCAUCUGCCCGUGCAAAUUCCUUUCUGGACAUCAGGGCACUAGAAAUAGUCUAAUAUUACCUCAAGAAAAAAAGGGGUUUACCAUGACUGGAAAAAAAAAAAUGGAGUUUGAAAACCCAUUCUGCAUAUGGACUUAUAGGUGGUGUUUCACAAGAUGUCUCCCAAUGAGACUCUGUUCUUGGAGAGUACCAACAAGAUCUACAAAGAUGAUAUUUCCAACAGUUCAUUUGUGAAUUUUCAAAUAUGGGAUUUUCCUGGACAGAUGGACUUUUUUGAUCCAACAUUUGAUUAUGAGAUGAUCUUCAGAGGAACAGGUGCUCUAAUAUAUGUUAUUGAUGCCCAGGAUGACUACAUGGAAGCUUUAACAAGACUCCACAUUACAGUUUCAAAAGCCUACAAGGUCAACCCAGAAAUGAACUUUGAAGUUUUUAUUCAUAAAGUUGAUGGUUUAUCAGAUGACCACAAAAUAGAAACUCAGAGGGAUAUUCAUCAGAGAGCUAAUGAUGACCUUACAGAUGCUGGGCUUGAGAAACUUCACCUUAGCUUUUAUUUGACCAGUAUCUAUGACCAUUCGAUAUUUGAAGCCUUCAGUAAAGUGGUACAGAAGCUCAUUCCGCAACUGCCAACACUGGAAAAUCUACUAAAUAUCUUUAUAUCAAAUUCAGGCAUUGAAAAAGCUUUUCUCUUCGAUGUAGUCAGCAAAAUCUACAUCGCAACAGACAGUUCCCCUGUGGACAUGCAGUCAUAUGAGUUGUGCUGUGACAUGAUUGAUGUAGUGAUAGAUGUUUCCUGUAUAUAUGGGUUAAAGGAAGAUGGCACUGGAAGUGCUUAUGAUAAAGAGUCAAUGGCAAUUAUCAAGCUCAAUAACACAACGGUCCUGUACUUAAAGGAAGUAACAAAGUUUUUGGCAUUAGUUUGCAUUCUUAGAGAAGAGAGUUUUGAGCGCAAAGGUCUGAUAGAUUACAAUUUUCAUUGCUUCCGCAAAGCCAUUCAUGAAGUCUUUGAAGUAGGUGUUGCAUCCCACAGAAUCUGCAACCAUCAGUCAAGCGUCUCAAAUAUGAAAGCAGUGACUCACAAUGGCACACCUCGGAAUGCAGUCUAGAGGAAACUGAAAGACGGAUAGACUUGUCAGCUCUUCACUCCAAAGUUUUGUGGAACAAGAGAAGAGUAGCCUGAAAGCCUGAAGUAUGUUUCACAGGAGAAGAGUGGCGCUAACUGUGGAACAGCAGCUUGUAACUGAUGUUGGACAACUGAAACUACUGUAAAAAUACUUUGAGGCCAGUGGAGUUAGAAAUGGCGGUUUGAAACCAGCUUUAUCACAAAUGCAGUGGUUUUUCAGUUUGGAGUCCUAUAUUAACAGUCAGUUUCUGACUGAUGGCCGGGUCAAAACUUACAAACGAUUGCAUUGAGUUUUGUGUGAAACACUGAAUAGUCACUUGCUCAACUUUUUUUUUUUUUUUUUUUAUCUUUAGAAUAUCCACUUUUGCUUCAGUUUACCCUUUUGUCAUUU